AUGAGUACCUAAAAAUACCUAGAUCGACACUUGCUGGCAGACCAGACUCCGAUCUAGUCAAAUAACUAAGUUCUGUCAAGCGCCAAUCACAACCACCUAGGAGCAAAUCAAAUGGGAUUCACCCCUUCAGUGCAUAAAAUGACUAACAACAAUAACGGCGGUGGCUCUUAGCCUGAUGUAGUAGGCGAGGAUCAACUCAUGGGGUAGAUGCGCAGACUUAUGCGUAUGAACAUCAAGAAUUUCUGUUACCAAGAUGCUAUUUUCUAUGCUGACAAGAUCCUUCACUUGAACCAGCCAGGAACUGAGAAAUUCAUAAAGGCCGUUUAUGAUCUAGCUCAUUGCUAUUUCUUGAAUCAGGAGUAUUUGAGAUGCGUGUAGUUGAUAGAGAAGUUUGACUUGGCUUUUCACAACGAGAAAUUCAGGAUUCUUACUGCUCAAGCUUUGUUUAACUCGCAGAAUAUUAAUGCUUGCAUUAACAAAGUGCAGUACUAAAUUCUAGGCUUGCAAAUACAGCAAUCAAACUAGAUGAUUAAUGUGCUUUAGAAAGACUUAGUACAGGAAAACGAGAUGCUCUAAGGCGGAGGCAACAUUAGCCAUAUUAGUUACAGUGAAGCUAAAAAUCAGGAUAAGGAAGAGAAACACUCCAAAUCUAGCAAGAAAGGUCUCACUCCUUAGUAAAAAGAAGAUUACUACAAAAGUUUAAGGUUUUUGCUUCUAGCAAAGUCUUAUGAAUCACUUGAGAACAAGAUCCAAGCUUGUUCAUUCUAUUAGGAGGCUCUGAAGUAUAAUCCAGAAAACUUCGAAGCAUUCAAUAGACUUAUCUCAAACUACCUCUUGACUAAGGAGGAAAAGAGAGCUCUGAUUGAUGAGUUAAGAUUUAGCCCAGAGAAUUUAUGGCUCAAAGACUACUACUAUUCAAGAAUUGAUUAGAGUUUGAGAUCUCCUGAUAAGGUUGAAGGAUAUAUGGCAGUCAAGUCCUAGCUUAAUAAUGUUUCACUUCAGAAUAAUAUUGGGGAUGAGAGUGGACUAAGUCCAUCUAGAUUCCCACCUACUGAGUAUCUAGACAAUGAGGAUCCUAAUGACACUCUCAGAAACCCUAAAAUUGGAGCAAAUGCCUUCUCACCACCUUUGAAUUAGCAUCAACUAGCCUAGAACAUGCAUCAUAAUAUGAAUUAGCAAGCCUUAGUCUAGGAAGUGUCAGUAGUUGAAGUUCUUAAUCACAGUGAAAGUUUUGACUUUAAGUAAAUUGAAGCUGAAAAAUUGUUUAAUGAGCAAAAUUACAUCAAGGCUUAUGAGAUUGUGAAGAAUGUUGUUGAUUCUGAUUUUUACUAUGUGAGUAUUGUCCCUCUCUACUGCUCAAUUUUGAUUGAGUUGAAUAAGGUUGGAGAACUUUACUACCUUGCUCACAAACUUGUAUCAGCUAAUCCUGAUCUUGCUGUUUCUUGGUUUGCAGUGGGAUCGUACUACUUCUUGAUAAAGAAGUAUGAUUUGGCUAGAAAGUAUUUCAACAAGGCUAACAGGCAAGAUAAGCACUUCGCUGCCUCGUGGAUUGCAUUUGGCCACUCAUUUGCUGCUCAAGAUGAAUCAGAUCAAGCUAUGGCUGCUUAUAGAACAGCAGCUAGACUCUUCCCAGGAUGCCACUUGGCCUCUCUAUUUAUUGGUAUGGAAUAUCUCAGAACCAAUAACCUCAAGACUGCACUGCUAUCUUUCUAAGAAGCCUAAAGAAUCUGCUACAACUCUGAUCCUUUGGUGUUUAAUGAGAUGGGUGUGGUUUACUACAGACAAAAAGACUAUGAGAAGGCUAAUAACUGUUUUGCUAGUUCAUUAAGUCUUUGCAAUGAGAGCAAUUCAAAGACUUAUGAGACUAUUCUCAUUAAUCUUGGUCAUUGCCACAGAAAGAUUAAAGACUAUGAUGCUGCUAUCCAGUUGUAUGAAAAGUGUCUAUCCCUAAACCCAAAGAAUCCAUCUACAUACACUGCUCUUGGAUUCGCCUAUCACUUAAAGGGUGAUUUCAAGCAAGCUCUUAAUUGCUACCACAAAGCAAGUUUCCUUAAGAACGAAGACCCAUUAACUGAGGAGUUAGUACAAAGAGCUCUUGAAGAUAUUAACUCUUGCACGAUAGAACAAGCCUAUCUCAGCGAUGAUCAAGCUAUCAGAUGA
Messenger RNA from Stylonychia lemnae, 2160 nucleotides. The record is from the annotation of a GenBank genome assembly. Lineage: Eukaryota; Ciliophora; Spirotrichea; Sporadotrichida; Oxytrichidae.